UGCAGAGGCGCUUUGGACGCCGGGCCGCGUGUGUACUCUCGGGGGCGUGGCGGCGGAAAGGGCCGGGCGGCAGGCGCUGGCGGUCUCCGGGUGGCCGCGCCUCCCCUGGAGCCGGACUCUGCGGGCACGUGAGUGGGAGCGGAGCGGCAGGGAGAAGCCGACCCGGCCGGCGAGGUCCGGCUCGCGGCUGAAGGACCUCCUAGUCUCCACAGGCCCUGGAAGUUCAAGCCUCGGUUGGUGUUUUGUUGUGGAGGCCAUGGAUACCUCGACGCCUUUGCCUCCCGUAGCCCCCUCCCCGGCCUGCAACCCAGCCCCACGGACGAUCCAGAUCGAGUUCCCUCAGCAUAGCUCGUUACUCCUGGAGGCCCUGAACCGCCACAGGCUGGAGGGAAAGUUCUGUGACGUGUCCCUCCUGGUGCAGGGCCGCGAACUUAGGGCCCACAAAGCGGUGUUGGCUGCCGCCUCUCCUUACUUCCACGACAAACUACUUCUGGGGGAUGCACCACGUCUCACCUUGCCCAGCGUCAUCGAAGCCGACGCCUUCGAGGGGCUGCUCCAGCUCAUUUAUUCCGGGCACCUCCGUCUGCCACUGGAUGCUCUCCCUGCCCACCUCCUUGUGGCCAGUGGUCUCCAGAUGUGGCAAGUGGUAGAUCAGUGCUCAGAGAUCCUUAGAGAACUAGAAAACUCAGGUGGUGGGAUUUCAACUCGGGGAGCGACCCCUUUCCACACACUUCUUUCCACCACAUCCUCUCCAGGAGACUGGUGCAUCCGCUCUUCCCCUUUCCAGACUGUGGCGCAGUCUUCCGCUUCUACCCAGAGCCGCGUUGGAGGGGAGGGGAGUGAACUGGGAGAUAUGUUACAGCUUCAAGUUGAAGAAGAGGAGGAGGAGGAGGAGGAAGAAGAAGAUGAGGAGGACCAGGGGUCAACAGUACCCUCUCAGACUCCUCAGCCUCAGAGAGGGUCAGGGGGUUUUCCCCGCUCUCCUGCAUCCCACGCCCUACCCACAUCCACUACUCCUUGCAGGCUUGCAGAGAGCGAGAGUGCUCCACCUGAGCCUCCUGCCCCUCAUACUGUACUGCCUCCCAAAAUCUUCUACAUUAAGCAGGAACCCUUUGAGCCCAAGGAGGAGAUAUCAGGAGGCGGAACUCAGUCUGGAGGAACAAAGGAGGAGACCAAAGUGUUUCCAGGAGGGAACACUGAAGAGAAUGGAGAGCUAGGGUUCUUGCUGCCCUCAGGAGCAGGGCAAACAUCUGGAGGAGGUGGUCCAUCCUGGAAACCAGUGGAUCUUCAUGGGAAUGAAAUCCUGUCAGGGGGUGGGGGACCUGGGGGAGCAGGGCAAGCUGUGCAUGGACCUGUGAAGCUAGGCGGGGCACCCCCUGCAGAUGGAAAACGCUUUGGUUGUUUGUGUGGGAAGCGGUUUGCAGUGAAGCCAAAGCGUGACCGGCACAUCAUGCUGACCUUCAGCCUUCGGCCCUUUGGCUGUGGCAUCUGUAACAAGCGCUUCAAGCUGAAGCACCAUCUAACAGAGCAUAUGAAGACCCACGCUGGAGCCCUGCAUGCCUGUCCUCACUGUGGCCGCCGGUUCCGAGUCCAUGCCUGUUUCCUUCGCCACCGGGACCUGUGCAAGGGCCAGGGCUGGGCCACUGCUCACUGGACUUACAAGUGACUACUGAGGGCAUACACAAAUUUCCAGGACAAGGGAGCCACUGCUGCUGUUGGGUACUUACCCCUCACUACCAUGGCACUGCAAUCCUGUAUCUUGUUAAUUAUGCCAAGAGGAUAGCUAUGUUAUGGACCUCUUGUUUUUGGGUGUGGGCUUCAACCUGACCGAUUUGGAAACUGAUUUCUCAUCUCACUCCAGGUUUUGGCUAACUACCCUACAGGAAAGUGGUUUACAGGCCAUACGUAAAUCGAUCAGUUGCCCAUAAUAGAUAUUCUUUUCAUACAGGAAACUGGAAUUCAGAUUAGAAGUUUAUAUGAUGAGAGACGAGUUAGCAAGAAAAAUUAUGAUAAAUAUUUCAUUCAGUCUCUGUGAGUAGUUAAGGGAGCUGGUCUCCAUCUAGAGAUAUGUUUGAUUCAGAGUUCUGGUAAUCCGGAGACUAAGCUCUAAGCUUUACUCUCCCUCAUCAUUGCUGAAAUUAUGUGAGUAGAGGUCUUCUUAUAUACUUUUGUUAAAAUUUUCCAGAAACCCUUCAGAUUAUAAAUUGCUUUCUCACUAGUAGGUAAUUUUACAACACCUUUUUUGUUGUAUGUUGUAGUUGAGCACUUUAACAGAUUGCGCAUUCCAUGUGUCACUUAGAUCCCUCUUUAAUAGAGGAUCUUAGUUCCCGGACCAGGGGUCUAACCUACGCCUCCUGCAGUGGAAGCACAGAGUCUUAACCACUGGACUGCCCAGGAAGUCCCUCUUGUCUACCUUUGACCACCACUGAUCAUCCAUAUUGAUCACACUGACUGGAAUGUGACCAGUGAACUCAGGAGAUGGCCACUGACCUAAAAUACUCUCAGGGUAGAAUCACCGCUCUGAAGAAGUGGCUAUGGUCAGAGGGACUCAGGGCUGAGACGGCACAUGCUGAAAACUAGAGAAAUAACUGCACAGUGGGACCACACCCCCUCCCUUUCCAUCCCUACCCAGGGAUGGAAAGCCCUUGACAUCCCCUUGGUCGACACAUAGAAGGAUAGAUGUUGGAAUGGGGAGAUUGUCAUAAGUUUCUUAAUUUCUUCAAAUAAACUUUGCUGUGAAAGCUAAGCUGACAGUGGACUGAAUUGAGUCAUUUAUAUGGGAGAGACGAUGUGAGAACAGAGUUGCAAAGACUUGGACAUAUUCCUUAUGCGGCUGGGUUAUGUUGAUGGGGGAAGAAUCGGAUAGUCUCACACUGCUGCAGAGAACACUGUCCUGGAUGUCAGUGGGCCAGAUUCUCAGCCCUGACCUGCCCCUGAAUAACUUCUGGACUAGCUGAAGAAUUCCCAGGUUUCUGCUUUCUUGCAGUCCACUCUCACCUAAAAAAGCUUCUAAGAUAAAGGUUUUCUGCUGGUCACUACGGAAAUACAGACAAUGGGCAGAUCAUAGGUAUUGCAUUCAAGAGCCACAUUCAGACCUGAUGUCGAUCACAAGAUCCUGGACUUUGAGCCUAAUGCCGUGAAUGGAUGCGUCUUUUGGGGGUCCUGAAAUGGUGAUGAGCAUAUUUUGCAUGGAGAGAGAACAGAAAUAAUUGUGGCCAGAGGACAGAUUGGUGCUGCAACAUGGCCUGGAACUCGGAGUCGUAGCGCCGGUUGAUGUCAUCCCCGAUGAUGGCCAGCUGGCGACCCACCUGCCCCAUGGUGCUCAAGGAACGGUAGGCAGCAGGGGCCACUUUGCCCAAGCCUUGGCGGUGGAGCAAGGAUGCUUGCAGAGGGCCAUGGGGCCACUGGAUAUCAGCCCCGAGACCUUCACCGGGGAGGAGAAGAAGGAGCGUCUGCUUGAUGGAGACCUCAGGCUGGCCUCCUCCCAGGUGGGGGCAACUCCCUGGAACCGCCUCCUCAGCUUGUACAAACAGCUCCAGAAAUCGGCCCCGGCCAAGAUCCCUCUCAAGGAAGGCCUGCCCUGUGAGGAGAAAGGCGGGGAAGAGGAAACAGAGGAGGACAGCUCACUCAAGCUCUGUGUCCCAGGCAUUGCCACCCUCCAGUCGCCGCUGCAUAAGACUUUUAGGUCGACAGAUACAGUAGGUAAAUGUGGUGCCCCCACCUCCCCACCCAGCCAGCUCCCCCACAGAAGGAGCCCCACUUUGGUCAGUGGCUCAUGGAUGCGAUACCAGUUCUGACCACCAGGUGGAACCAGAGGACCUAAGAUGACUGCCCAAGCUGGGGGAGCUGUGUGUGGCUGGUCCCGAGGCUGAGCUGGGUCUAGCAAGGGUCCUCCUCCCUCAGGGCCCGGGUGGGCAGCAGAGGGUGGAGGGAUGGGGGGCGGGUUGUGACUGGGACUGCGGCUCCUUGAGGACCACCCUUUCCCAGCCUGGAAUUCUAACUCCUUCAGUGGCCACCUCCAUCCCUGGUUUUCCCAUCGUGCGUGCACUGCUGUGACAGUACCCCAGAAGGCCCCCUCUCCCACUGCAGCCCCCUUGCCGCCCUGACAUGGUGAGCAGAUGGCUUAGUGGUAAUAACAUACUCCAGUAAAAUCACUGUUGACAUUUUCAUAGCCAUUACUAUGGGCCAAACCCUCCUCUAAGCACUUUUCAUGAAAUACUGCAUUAUAACUCUGAGGUAGGUUCUGUUACAGUCUCCACUUCACUGUGAGGAAACUGAGGCACAGAGAGGUUAAGUAACUUGUCCAAGAUCACACAGCUAGUAAGUGGCAGAGCUGGGACUUGAUCCCAGGAGGUUUGGGUUGUUCCAGAUCUGUGCUCUGGAAUUGGUGGCUGGAGGGGGCAGGGUGGGGUAGGGCAGAUGUCUGCCCCUUGCAUGCUGUCCCCAGGAGGUAAGUAAAGAGACUCACACUCAAGCUGGUGGGAGGGAGUCCAUGGAAAGCGAGUGUCCUGGGGAGGGCAGGGCAGUGGGGAGGUGUUGUCUGGCUGGCUCCAGGGACUGGAUGGAGAAGGGGCCCAGCUGGGAAGGCCAGGGGAUGCACAGGGCUGGGUGAGGUUUGGAGAGCCAGAGCCCCCUCCUCUCCCUUCGAUCCCCAGCAGGUUGUCCACCCUUCUCCUGCCUGUCCCAUGCCCAUCUUUCUGACUCUCAGGUUUCGUGGAGUCGUAGUUAAAGAAGCUUCUGGUAGUGCAACGGGAGUCCCGCCUCUGGGAGAUGGGUGGCCACGAGGGCCGGAAGCUGCUGACCCAGCCAGAGAUCACCCUGGAGGAGGCAGGCGUCGUGGAUGUCCAGGUGCGGGGGAGUUACCUACCUGGUCACGCCAAGGACCACCUACAGCCCACCCUACUUGACAUUGGCCUCAAAGGUUAGGCCUGUCCCAGCUUCUCUGAGUGCACAUUGAUGGAUAUGUUGAUGAAAAAUGUGUCAAUGUCCUUCUUGGGUUAAUUUCCACUCAUUCAUCAGCUCAUCCUUUCAUUCAGUGGACAUCUGCCCCUGACGGUGUGUGUAGUUUACAAAAGGAAGGAGCAAAGUCUUUAGUCGAAGUCUCUGACCUGGCAUGACUUGCUCUGUGACUUUGAAUGUGGGCCUUGGUUUCUUUACCUGAAGAGGGGACCAUUGGAGGAUCAAAUGAGCUGACGAGUGUGUAGCCCUCAACUUCAAAGGGCGCUCCAGCGCCAGGGAGUAUGACUCACCCCUUGGGGGUCGUUAAUACCAGAAAUACUUGCCUACCGGGUACUGAGGGGCAGCCUUCCCGUUGUCUUGAGCCUGCAGGCUAUGUGUCAGGGUGCCCCUCUGUGCUCUGGAGAACCUCACCCUAAACCACACAGGUGGUCACUCUGGCAGGGCCCCUGCUUUUGUCUUUUCCUGCUAAAGGGAGUUCUCCCCUCUCCCCUCCACUCCAGGACCACCCCCUGAGCCGGCCUGCCCCAGCCCCAGGGGUCACAGUCCUAGGGUAGCCUGAACAUCACUGGGGGCCCCUAGGGAGUUUCUGGAGUAGAGGACCAGCUGAGUCCUCACUUGGGGACAGGGCUGCCUCAGGGAUAUCUUCCUGCUGUGGGUGUUACAAGGAUUCCGUCCUCAUUACCUCCCCCCACUCUCUCCUUAUCUGCCCUCAGAGACACCAAGCUGAGGGGGGAAGGAAGCUGCCCCCCAGCCUUUGGGGAAUGCUGGGGACCUGGGGGAGGGGCGCUGAGGCACCAGAAGCACCACUCUAGGCUGGAGGGAAGGAUGCAGAGCCCCCUUGGUGUGGUGUCUAGGAUAGAGGUGAAGGAGGGGAGGGCUUGGCUGGGGUGCCUGGCUUCAGAGUCUUCCCAGGAAUCCCCCAAGCUGGAGGGAGAAGGUUACCUCCAUUCUAUGGGAGGGAGGUGGCUCAGGGCUAGUGGGCCUGGCCUGCUGUGGGCACCUGGGGGAGGGUCUGGAAAGGUGGCCUUGGGGUGCUUGUCUCUGAGGGCAGGUGGGAUGGUUCUGGGGGUACAGAGCAGGAAGAGGAGAGCCCAAAGAUGCAAAGGCAUCUUCCUUCACCCACUUCCGCCCCCCAGCACCUGCUCCUUGAGGAGAUGAAUGAGAUGGAAAACUGGCCUCCAGAGUGAAGCUGGUGCUGGCCUGAGUCUGCCCUGCCCCGGGUCCCUGCAGCCUGUGUAGAGAUGUAUCCGCCUCCUCUUAGGGCACCUCAAGGAGCCCCUGGGGCCAAGGGGUCUUUAAUAAAUGGUGUCCAUGUGUCUGCAGGGUGGGCCUGCCCGGCACACUGUCCCCACUCUUCAGACUCAGGCCUGUGAUGUUAUUAAUAAAACUCAGUUUG
Globicephala melas (long-finned pilot whale) is the source of this 6355-nucleotide messenger RNA. RefSeq names its product zinc finger and BTB domain containing 9 (gene ZBTB9). Gene Ontology annotation, biological process: regulation of transcription by RNA polymerase II. Gene Ontology annotation, molecular function: RNA polymerase II cis-regulatory region sequence-specific DNA binding; protein binding; DNA-binding transcription factor activity, RNA polymerase II-specific. The record is from RefSeq and is a predicted model, not a curated record. NCBI's taxonomy places the organism in Eukaryota, Metazoa, Chordata, Mammalia, Artiodactyla, Delphinidae.